AUGGUUCUGGCUUGGCUAGGCUCAUGUUAUGUGCGCCGAAACAGAGCCAUAGGCGUUGGGCUUGCUCGACGCAAUCUUUCGGGGCUCAGGAAUGAAAACAACCUUUCUGAUAUUCUGGAGGAGUGCGUGUCACUUGAAGAGGAACUUGGCAUUUCUCAUGAUGCGCCUAAGCUGGAGGAGGAGCCCGCAGCUACGAAAGCUAGGUACUUCUCAAUGCUAUAUGAAUCUGCAGAAGCAUUCGAACGGACUCCAGAGCAAAGUUCACGGACGUCGCAGCAGGUCCCCACGCGGUUUCCAGAAAGCUGCUCUUCACAAAAAGCAGGUGAAGUUCAAAGCGAAAACUCACAAUCGCUGAGGCCACAUGGACACUGGGGAGCUCGAGAGGAAGCAUCAGAACAUUUCUCGAGUAUUUCAGGUAGAGGAACGGCACCUUCGUUACAUCCUGCUGGGCAACCUAACGCGCAUGGCGUCCCUGGAGAGCGGUUGCCGCCUGGCUUUGGCCCUUUUUAUCAGACAACGCCGCAGCAGUUGGUGCCUGCUGAAACACGUUACAUGCUCUUUACAAAGGAUGCAUGCGGCGCGUACCUUAAUGCUUCAGCUCCUGACGCCAGGUCGGGCAUGAACCCACAGCUGCCAUUUCAGCGUGUGCAAGGAUAUCACGAGAAAGUCACAUCAACGGUUGAAAAUAUGCCAUCGAGAACAUCGAUAUUUCCAUCGGCUCCGCCCACAUUCUACAAAGCAGGGGAGGCAGCUGCUUCCUCAUUCUCGCGUGGCGGUGCUCCAAACGCUGGUAAUGAAUCGAGGUGCCCUGGAGCCGUGCUAGAGGGAGCCUUUUUGCCGCGUGGCUCACGGGAACCUCAGGAACAGGCACGACAGGAAACGGCACUGGAAGGCUUGUCAGGUUAUUCAGCCUACAAAGGUUACGAUUUUUCCGAUUUAUUUCCCCAUAAGCAAGUUGGCUCUUCUGUUUCAGGCCCACAUGGCAGUGCAUAUGCAAACACCACUUUGCAAGGCAUCGUACCUUUUAAACGGCGGCUUGGAACCGCUAUGGAAGGCCUAACACAUUAUUCUGCCGACCCAGGCCACAAUACUUCCAAGUUUGUUCAUGAUCAAGUAGCUGUCCCGUUACCCUCGCAAUUCGAAAGCGGCGGUGAAAGUGCUGCUUCACGGGACCUUCUAGGUGCAGAUCUGUGGGCUGAGGAACUUAUCGGUGGCAUUUAUCCAACAGGCAGCCAACGAAUUCCGCAGGCUGAGGGCAAUGUGGCCACGGGACUGCAAGACGCAACCAAUCCCGUAACUGCUGCUGCACCCACGUUCAAACUUGGCGCGAGGACACUUCUGACUGGAGGUUCAAUCUCUGACACGAGUGACGUCAGCAGGACUUCGAGCGGAAGCGCAAGUACGCCGCCCUUGAAAAACAAUUUUCCGCCUCAGUCUCAAGAACAACGCAUGUACGAAGUGGCAUCUCUGGGAGGACGUGCUGCUGACCUUUCAGUGCCCUUGAAUAAUUCAGCUUUUGCUCCAGCCGUGGAGAGGACAGUUGCAGAUGCUGGGAGCCACGCGGCAUGGGACAUAAGUUUGCAUCCGUAUGUGCGUUUGCCAGUCGCACAGCUGCAAGACGCACGUGGUGGAUUUCGCAGGAAAUUUUCCUUGACAAAACAUCCGAUUGAGCGUAGCCCGUUACCAAUCUACGAGGCGAUGCGCACAUUAUUUGCCAAGUCUGUCUUAACUCCUAAAGAGUCAGAGUUUCUCCUUAUACAGGCCGAGCGUUUGGUCUGCUACGCAAAGGCCAAGCUAGCCACGAUCACGAGACUAAGGUCACCCUAUUUCAUCGUUAGGAAACUAGCGUCAUUAUUUGUGGCAUUUGAUUAUCUGGUGUCCACAAUUGAGGUCCUAGGAGACCAAAUGGACGUUGGGAGCUGGUGGGAACCGUUCGCACAGAGCUUUGUUACAGAUUUUGCCUUUCCUGCUUCGAGCAUGCGUACCCAGAAAGCACGGGAAAGAAUUAGAUUGGCUAAUCGCCUGAGCGCCGCAUUAUCGAUUUACAAAAAGGGGAUACGCCCGCCACUUGAAGAGAUUGUUGACUUGAAGCGUAUACUUUUCAGGAAAGUACGGGAAUAUACCCAGUUCAGGCAUCCUCUGUGGCUUCUUUGGAUACAUGAUGACACAUACCCAGCUUGGUUAGGCAACGAUGCAAAAGAUCGAACCAAUAAUGGGGGCGGCGGCUGA
Eimeria tenella is the source of this 2229-nucleotide messenger RNA. RefSeq lists its product as uncharacterized. The record is from RefSeq and is a predicted model, not a curated record. The transcript has a single exon. Lineage: Eukaryota; Apicomplexa; Conoidasida; Eucoccidiorida; Eimeriidae. Bases 1 to 2229 code for a protein of 742 amino acids.